Molecule: messenger RNA, 1275 nt
Organism: Aspergillus tanneri
Lineage: Eukaryota; Fungi; Ascomycota; Eurotiomycetes; Eurotiales; Aspergillaceae
Product: translation initiation factor eIF5
Exons: 1
Coding region: 1-1275 (424 amino acids)
Biological process (GO): translational initiation; formation of translation preinitiation complex; formation of cytoplasmic translation initiation complex
Cellular component (GO): cytosol
Molecular function (GO): translation initiation factor activity; eukaryotic initiation factor eIF2 binding; GDP-dissociation inhibitor activity
Source: RefSeq, a predicted model, not a curated record
AUGGCUACUGUCAACAUUCGUCGCGAUGUCAGCGAUCCCUUCUACCGCUAUAAAAUGGAGCGCCUGCAGUCCAAGAUCGAGGGCAAGGGCAAUGGAAUCAAGACCGUCGUCGUCAACCUUAACUCGGUCGCCCAAUCGCUCAGCCGCCCGCCCGCCUAUGUGAUCAAGUAUUUUGGCUUCGAACUUGGUGCUCAGGCGAACGCCAAGCCCACCGAUGACCGCUGGAUCAUCAACGGUGCCCAUGAUGCCGGUAAACUUCAAGACUACCUUGACGGGUUUAUUUCCAAGUUCGUUCUUUGCAAGAAGUGCAAGAACCCCGAAACCGACGUCAGUAUCAAGGAUGACAAGAUCGUUCUGGACUGCAAAGCCUGCGGACAGCGUUCCGACGUUGAUCCCCGUCUGAAACUGAGCACCUUCAUUCUCCGGAACAACACCUCGACCAAGGGAGGGAAAAAAGACAAGGCAUCUAAGAAGGCCCGUCGUGAGCGGAACAAGGACAAGAAUGAUUCCACAACGAACGGAGAUAAUCAUAGCCCAGGAGACAGCAAUAACUCCGACAACGGUGACGCGGAGGAUGGGGAGGAAGCUCUGGCCGCGAACAGCGAUGAUGAACUUACUCGCCGUAUUCAAUCGGAUGCCCAGGGCAUUGAAGCGGAUAUCGAUGAUGAUCAAUGGGCUGUGGAUGUUUCCGAGGAGGCUGUCAAGGCUCGUGCUAAGGACCUGCCUUCAGAUCUAAAGCGCUCCCUCGUCCUUGACGACGGAGACGACGAGGCCGGAGCUGAUGGCCCGUCGGCCUAUGACGAGCUUGGUAGCUGGAUCCUUAGCAGUGCUGCUGAAAAAGGCGGUGCCGCUGAAGUGGACGAUGUGGAGAUCUACAUGAAGGCUAAGGAUUAUGGCAUCGAAUCUAAGCACAAGACCCUAGCCGUGCUUGCCCAAACCAUCUUUGAUGAGAAGAAGAUCACCAAGCAGAUCGCGUCUCGUGCCGCUCUUCUCAAGAAGCUGAUCACCUCGGAGCGCCAUGAGAAGGCUUUCUUGGGCGGUACCGAACGCUUUGUCGGCAAGGAUCAUCCGGAAUUGAUCUCUCAAAUUUCUCCCAUCCUACUCGGCUACUAUGAGAAUGAUAUCGUGUCUGAGGAAACCCUUAAGGCAUGGGGUUCCAAGGCCAGCAAGAAGUACGUCGAUAUUGCGACCAGUAAGAAGGUCCGCAAGGCCGCCGAGCCGUUCCUCAACUGGCUUGAAAAUGCUGAAAGUGAGGAUGAAAGUGAUGAUGAGUAG